UCUCUUCACGCUCUCCGUCACAUCUCAUUAGCAAGAGGGUAGCGGGAGGGAGAGGGGACCGUCGUUACGGAAUUUGACAACGGGCGACUCGGCUUCGCUUCAAACAUGUUGUUGGGGAUCGUGGGUUUUGACCGUCGUAAAUCGCGACGUCCAAUUGUUGAUCGCUGACGUCCAUCGAUCGUCUGUGUCCGUUCGGAUCUGUGCAUCACUGUCCGACUGUCGUUGCGAGCUAAUUUUUGCGGCGUGUUGACAUUGUACCGAUCCUGUGUGGAGCACUUUAAUGGAGGUCCACCAUGAACCGAUUGAAAAGAACUAUCAGCUGCUUGAAGAGAUUGGCAAGGGUCAAUUUGCUAUUGUACGAAAAUGUCAAGAAAUAAAAACUGGAGCAUUGUACGCCGCAAAAAUUAUGCGAAAGAGGCGAGUUGCCAGAGGUGUGGCUGCUGCUGACAUUGCACGAGAAGCUGGUCUUUUGGCUCGAUUAAGACAUCCUAACAUUGUUUCAUUAUACAAAGUAAUAGACACAGGAACAACAGUGGUGUUGCUCCUGGAAUUGAUUACGGGAGGCGAAUUAUUUCAUUGGACUCCGUCCGGUGAAGCAGAAGCUGCUCAUGUGGUGCGCCAAGUUUUAAUGGCACUUAAUCAUUUACAUUCCCACCAAGUUGCUCAUCUGGAUAUUAAGCCUGAGAAUAUUCUACUGUCGUCACCACCACCGAUGCCUAGCAUUAAGCUGAUAGAUUUAGGUUUAUCGCAUCGACUGGUACCUGGUUCAGAACACAGAGCACUGUUUGGCACGCCUGAAUUUGUGGCGCCGGAAAUCGUAAAUUACGAACCACUUAGCUUGGGAACUGAUCUUUGGGCUGUUGGUGUAUUAACGUAUAUUCUUCUGAGCGGAGCUUCACCAUUUUUAGGCGAGGAUAAGCAAGAGACAUACGCAAACGUUGCUGCUUGCCAAUACCAAUUUGACAAUGAAUAUUUCAGUAAUGUGUCCGAGAUUGCCAAAGACUUUAUACGAUCCUUGUUGAUCAAGGAUCCAAAGGAGAGAGGAAAUGCUGAAUCGUGCCUUAAACAUCCCUGGAUUCUCACGGAAUCUGAAGCUCCUCAAGGUCUCGGUGGAGCAAUGAUCAGUGCUGUGAAGCGUGGCUGUGUUGAGGCUGUCUCUCAGUUACUGUUACAGGGUGCUCCAUUAAAUAUGAAAGACUCUAAAGAAGACACUCUUUUGCAUAUCGCCUGUGAGAUUGGCGACGAGGGAAUGACGAUUUUGCUGAUAGAGAGCGGAAUUGAUCUAGACACACCGAACAAACAAGGUCUCACGGCGUUACAUGUAGCUGCUCGUCACGGACAUAUUAAUCUUGUCAGACAUUUGUGCCUUGCUGGUUGCGACGUUGAUAAAACAAAUCGAGGGAUCCGAGCGGACGUCACGGCGAUUAAAUAUGGACAUCCGGAGAUCGCAAAUUUAUUAGAUAAAUUGAGAAAUUUGAAUCAGCGCGAAAAUUACAUUCGUCAGCUGCAACCGACACACAGACCGAUAGACCGGCUGCAUAUAAGACUGCUCGGGCAUUGCGCCUCUGGAAAAACAUCAUUAAUCAAUUCUUUAAAAUCUGGACUAUUUAGUUUUGGCUUCUUUCGAAGGUCGAGAAGCCAGAAUUGUAGCGCUAAGAGAGAACCAAGUAUCGAACUCGACGUGACGAGUAAACACGGGUCUCUCAGUUUUGAGUACAGCGAUAGUGAGUAUGAAGGUACUCAGGGAGUAGAGUGGAGUCGCGGUAAUGUAGGUGGCGAAUGCGUCUUUUGGGAGUUAUGUGGACGCGAAGAGUUUCUGGCGUCUUAUCAUUACGUACUUACAUUCCAGCAACCAGCAGUGCAUCUUAUUACAGUCAGUUUGAGAGAACCGCUGACCGUUCAACUUCAGCAGAUAAAAUUCUGGCUGCAAUUUAUUUUGGAUCGUAUUAAUCCGACUAAUGUUGGAUUUGGUGGCAAAUGCAACGACGUAAAAGUAAUCUUAGUCGGUACUUACGCACCAGAACCUUUAGCUCCGAAUUCUAACGGCGGCAAUCUACUCGCACCACUCUUGCCAUUUCUGAAAGACUUUACAUCAAUUUUAGGAGAAGAACCUCAAAUGGUAGCAUUAGACGCAACUAAUCCUUCUAGUCCUGGCCUGAAACUCCUCAGAUCUUAUUUAAAUAAUGCAAGGAUGGAAUUUCUCGAGGAUGGACCGGAAGUUGCAGAAAGUAUUCUCCGACGUGACGCGCCGCGUGCUGCGGCUACAUACGUGCCCCUGGCGAAUCUUGAUAAACAGAGCGCCUUAGUGUGGACUGGUCUCGCCGAAGCAUGGAGGUCGUACAUGCAGUCGUUAGAAGUGCCUCCGUUAAUGCUUACUCAGGAAGAAUUUCUGAACGAGGUUCGAAAGAUCAAUCCUUUAGUAUGUUUGGAACAUUGCAGACAUCUCGGAUUACAGUUACAGAACUUGGGGGAAUGCAUUCUUUUACCUGGAAACCUGAUAGUGCUUAGUCCCGAAUGGUUUUGGCAAGAUGUGCUAAAUUGGCAAUUAAGCCCCAAUCAAAGAGGACGAUUGGGCGGUCGAACCACCGGUGUUUACACCUUAGAAGAUUUUCAAGCACGAUGUCCGUGCCCUGCCGCUCAAGCUCUGCAAGCUUUACAAGCAGUCAAUUUAUGCGUUCCGUGCGAAGUGGAUGACGACGAAGUGGAGUACGAGAUACCGUGUUUAAACCUUGUAGAGCGUCUACCGGGUUUAUGGGAACCGUGGAAACCAUGUUCCAACGCGUUACCUCACACUGGUUUACGUCUUUGUCCAGAAGAAGCGCCUUUAUACCAUUUAACUGCUAUAUUUACGCACUUACAGGCGCAACUGAGAAAAAUUACUCAAACGUGGGAUCCAUCGAAUUCGGAUCUGUAUCAGUGGUGGCGAGGAUCAAAACUAUGUUUGGGACCUUGUGAAAGUAUAAUCACUUUCGAGGAAGAGGAACACAGCUGCGUGGAAAUUCAAGUUCGCGGUCCGCGUGGUUCCAGUGCGCAGUGUUUUGCUCUUCUUAGCGUGAUUCUGGAUGCGAUGGAUACAACCAUCGAAUUAGUCGCCCCUGGAAUGUUACUCGAGAGGCAUUGGUUGAGUCCUAGCCAGCUUCGAGAAUACGAUGAAAUAGUUCACUCUUGGGCGCCAGCCACUGUUAUAUCAGCUUUAAUUGACAAAGGUCUCGAAGAGGCAACUCUUAAAAAUCCUCUAAACGACCGACAAGAAACCGUGUGGGAGAUAGUAAGUUGCGGUCUGCCAUUGAUGGAGAAUUGCGUUCCCGGACCGAAGCAACCUGUAAAAUACAUUAAGCCUGCUGUGCAGCGGCGACUAGCGCAGAUGCUGGAUCCACCUGAUCAUCACGGAAGAGAUUGGUGCUUACUCGCUGUAAGGCUCGGUUUGGGGGAUCGCGUCGCCCAACUAGAUAGUACAGUGGACAGUCCAACUUUGAGGCUACUGAACUGCGCGGGUGCGGAAUGCACCGUAGGUUUGCUGGUGCAACAAUUGCGAGCACUCGAUCGCGAGGACGCCGUGCACCUGUUGCUCACGUAUACGCCAACCUACGUGCUAUUGAUGUCCAUCGACUCCGAGACAGGGUCUAAUCUUUCCAGAUGACGAUGUUGCUCUCAUCAAUGGCGCAUCAGCACCUUCUAGGUGUUCUUUUUCUCGAAACACCGCACGUUUGAUGAAUAGCAUUGUCUUUCUAUUUCCGCCCAGUGUACAUUGUACGUUAAUUUGUUAAGUACGUGUAUGUUCUUAUAUGUAACUUAACUUUAAUGAUUGAUCGCAUUGCGCUUCGAACUGAAUGAUAUGAGGGAGAUCCGUGACGUUUUUUGUACUUUGUUUUAUAUUCUUUCUUUUUCUUUAUUAUUAUUUUUUAUUUUGUACUUACUAGCCGAUGAAGUACUUGUUAACUCACAUUACUAUAUUGAUUUGUGGUAUGAUUAUCGUAAAUGGAAAUCGAUUUCUUCUCACAUCUUUUAAUUUGUAUUAAUUAUUUAGACAGAAAGUGGUAUUACUUAAUACUUUUUAUUUUUUGAUAGAAUUGUGCUGUGGUUAAUAUUACAUUAAUAAGCGUUGUGUUAUUGUGCAGUUUGCAUUUUUCUUGUUAUAUGAAGCUGUUAAUUCCAAGGAAAUGAUGCAUUUACAUAUUGUAAUAUGCGAUAUGAUCAUAUUUGAUACUGAUAUUGUUUUGAGCGCUUUUCUUGAUACGCCAAUAUGAUCUUGAUAUAUACAAAUACAUGUAUAUGUGUAUAUAUAUAUAUAUAUAUAUAUAUAUAUAUAU
Molecule: messenger RNA, 4310 nt
Organism: Temnothorax curvispinosus
Lineage: Eukaryota; Metazoa; Arthropoda; Insecta; Hymenoptera; Formicidae
Product: death-associated protein kinase 1-like
Exons: 20
Coding region: 281-3640 (1119 amino acids)
Biological process (GO): intracellular signal transduction; protein phosphorylation; positive regulation of apoptotic process
Cellular component (GO): nucleus
Molecular function (GO): ATP binding; protein serine/threonine kinase activity; protein binding
Source: RefSeq, a predicted model, not a curated record